Hansenula ciferrii is the source of this 2547-nucleotide messenger RNA. It is a transcript of the gene SEC27, whose product is annotated as coatomer subunit beta'. Lineage: Eukaryota; Fungi; Ascomycota; Saccharomycetes; Phaffomycetales; Wickerhamomycetaceae. Gene Ontology annotation, cellular component: COPI vesicle coat. The transcript has 3 exons. Gene Ontology annotation, molecular function: structural molecule activity; protein binding. The record is from RefSeq and is a predicted model, not a curated record. The coding region runs from base 1 to 2547 and encodes 848 amino acids. Gene Ontology annotation, biological process: retrograde vesicle-mediated transport, Golgi to endoplasmic reticulum; endoplasmic reticulum to Golgi vesicle-mediated transport; intra-Golgi vesicle-mediated transport.
AUGAAGUUGGACGUUAAGAAACAAUUCAGCUCAAGAACUGAUAGAGUCAAGGGUAUUGACUUCCAUCCUACUGAACCUUGGGUGUUGACCACUCUUUAUUCAGGUCGUGUUGAAAUAUGGUCAUAUGAAACUGGUAUAAAAUCAAUUGAUGUUGCUGAUGUCCCAGUACGUUCUGGUCGUUUCAUUGCUCGUAAAAACUGGAUUGUUGUCGGAUCAGAUGAUUUCCAAGUUAGAGUUUAUAAUUAUAAUACUAGUGAAAAAAUUGCUCAAUUUGAAGCUCAUCCAGAUUAUAUUCGUUCAAUUGCAGUACAUCCAACAAGACCAUUUGUUUUAACUUCUUCUGAUGAUGCUACUAUAAAAUUAUGGAAUUGGGAUAAUUCUUGGAAAUUAGAACAAACUUUUGAAGGUCAUCAACAUUAUGUUAUGUCUUUAGCUUUUAAUCCAAAAGAUCCAAAUACAUUUGCAUCUGCAUGUCUUGAUCAUACUGUUAAGAUUUGGAGCUUAGGUAAUAGUCAACCAAAUUUCACUUUAGUUGCACAUGAACAAAAAGGUGUUAAUUAUGUUAGUUAUUAUCCACAAUCUGAUAAACCUUAUUUAUUAACUGCUUCAGAUGAUAGAACUAUUAAAGUUUGGGAUUAUCAAACAAAAUCUGCUGUUGCUACAUUAGAAGGUCAUUCUUCAAAUGUCUCAUUUGCAAUUUAUCAUCAAGAAUUACCUUUAAUCAUUUCAGGUUCUGAAGAUGCAACUAUCAAAAUUUGGAAUGCAAACACUUAUAAAUUAGAAAAAACUUUAAACUAUGGUUUAGAAAGAGCUUGGUGUAUAUCAUCUCAUAAAAAUUCAAAUUCAGUUGCUAUUGGUUAUGAUGCAGGUUUUGGAGUUUUAGCUUUUGGUAAUGAUGAACCAAGAAUUUCAAUGGAUCCAGUUGGUAAAUUAAUUUGGUCUAAAAAUAAUGAAGUUUAUAGUUCAGUUAUUAAAGGUAAUGAACAAGUUGAAGAUGGUGAAACUUUACCAUUAUCAUCAAAAGAUCUUGGAUCUGUGGAAAUCUUCCCAUCAUCUUUAAAACAUUCACCAAAUGGUCGUUUUGUUACUGUUACCGGUGAUGGUGAAUUUAUAAUCUAUACUGCAUUAGCUUGGAGAAAUAAAGAAUAUGGUUCAGCAUUAGAUUUUGUAUGGGCUCAAGAUCCAAAUAUUUAUGCUAUAAGAGAUUCAUCAAAUGAAAUUACAAUUUGGAAAAAUUUUAAAGUUAAAUCAAAUGGACCAAUUGAUUUCCCUUAUGAAGUGGAAAAAUUAUAUGGUGGUUCUUUAUUAGGUAUUAAAUCUGAUGGAUUUGUUGCCUUUUAUGAUUGGGAAUCACAAGAAUUAGUUAGAAGAAUUGAUGUUGAUGCUACAGAUAUUGUUUGGUCAGAAUCUGGUGAAUUAGUUUUAAUUAUUUCUAAUGAAGCUUCAUUUGCCUUAAGAUUUGAUAGAGAUGUUUUCGUUGAAGCUUUAGAACAAGGUUCAAUUGAUCCAGAAGAUGGUGUUGAAGAUUCAUUUGAAGUUUUAUAUGAUGUUAAUGAAACUAUUACAUCAGGUAAAUGGGUUGGUGAUGUUUUCAUUUUCACUACAUCAACAAAUAGAUUAAAUUAUUUAGUUGGUGGUAAAACUUAUAAUAUUGCACAUUUUGAUAAAAAUGCAUAUCUAUUGGGUUAUUUAGCUCGUGAUAAUAAAGUUUAUGUUACUGAUAAAGAUAUAAAUAUUACAAGCUAUCAUUUAUCAUUACCAGUUUUAGAAUAUCAAACCUUGGUAUUAAGAGGUGAAUUAGAACAAGCAAAUCAAGAUUUAUUACCAAAUAUUGAAUCAACAGAUUUAUUGAAAAUUUCAAGAUUUUUAGAAGCUCAAGAAUAUUUAGAAGAAGCUUUAGAAAUUUCACCAGAUUCUGAACAAAAAUUUGAAAUUGCAAUUAAAAUUAAAGAUUUUGAAACUGCAAAAUCUAUUGCAAACUCUGAAAAUACAGAACAUAAAUGGAAAUCAUUAGGUGAUUUAGCAUUAAAUUCUUUCAAAUAUAAAUUAGCUAUUGAAUCAUUUGAAAAAGCUAAUGAUAUUGAAAGUUUAUUAUUAUUAUAUACUUCAUUUAAUAAUAAAACUAAAUUAUUAGAAUUAGCAGAAGAAGCUCAAAAAAGAGGUAAAUAUAAUGUUGCAUUUAACGCAUAUUGGACAACAGGAAAUAUUGAAAAAGCAAUUGAAUUAUUAAAUAUAAAUAAUAAAUUUACAGAAGCUUCAUUCUUUGGAUUAACUUAUGGUGGUAAUAUUGAAAAAUCUGUUGAAAAUUGGAAAAAUCAAUUGGAAAAAUUAGGUAAAGGAUUUAUUGCUGAAAGAAUAACAGUUCCAAAUCAAAUACAACAAGAACCAGAAUCUAAACAACAAGAUUUAGUUGAUUUAAAUGAUGAAAAACCAGAAGAAUCAGUUGAACAAGAACAAGAACAAACUCAAGAAGCUGAACCUGUUGAACAAGUUGAAGCUGAAGUUGAAGCUGAAGAUGAAUCAUUUCAAGAUGCUGAAUCUGAAUGA